UGAUACAAAAACAAAUCUCGUUAUUGUGUAGCGAAUAUAUAUGUUGCUGAAUAUCAAUAUUACAGUCAAGUAUAGCAGUAAUCUACGAUUAUUUGACAUCAAAUCAAGUCACUGUCUAGGGACAGGUGACCGGCAGCGAUGGACGAUGGUCUGGCUGAGGCGGUGGCCGCCGCCGGCGCGGGCGCCGAGCCGGGCCCGCUGGCGGAGCUCUCGUUCGAGGAGCAGGCCGUCGAGCUGCUGCUGCAGGCCAUCACCGUGGUGUCUGCCGGCGCCAUGGUGCUCGGCGGCGCCGUGCCCUACAUCCCGCAGUACCUGGAGAUAAAGCGGAACCAGAACACGGACGGAUUCUCGCUGUUCGUCUGUCUCGCCCUGCUGCUGGCCAACACGCUACGUAUCCUGUUCUGGAUGGGCCACCCGUUCGAGCUGCCCCUGCUGGCCCAGAGCGUCAUCAUGAACGUGGUGAUGCUGCUACUGAUUCACGUCUGUGUUACCGUCAAGGCCCGUCAGCAGAUCGUCAAACACAAGGAGCGCACAUUCACUGAUUUCGACAUGCGCUACUUCUGGGAGUGGACCGACUUUGAGUCGUACGUGGAGUGCAUGCUCACCUUCGCCCUGGUGGGAUCCGUCCUCAUGUAUUUCCUGAUUGAUAAUCCAUGGUUCGUGGAAACGGUGGGAUUUUUGGCUGUGUUUACCGAAGCCAUGCUCGGGGCACCGCAGUUUUACAAGAACUUUGAGCAGAAGUCAACCUACGGAAUGAGUGUGAAGAUGGUGGUAAUGUGGACGUGUGGCGACACGUUCAAAACCGUCUACUUCAUCGUGCGCUCGGCGCCGGCGCAGUUCUGGCUCUGCGGCUUCCUGCAGAUGGGUAUCGACGUGGCCAUUCUGGCGCAGGUCGCCUACUAUCGGCAGGACACGCUGCGCCGCCGCAAGAGCGACCUCGGUCGGUGACGCGCCGAACCGCAGCUGCACCGGCUGGCGCCAGGCGGCGCUGCGGUCGGCGCACACCAGCCGAUGUAAGUGGCGCUGCGGUCGCCUGUGUAUUGUAGUUGCCGGGGUCACCGGCAGGUGGCGCGCAGAGGGGUGCUGUGGGUGUGUGGAGCGGGAUUCCACAGACGGAGAGCUCCCACUAAUCGCAGCAGUGAACGGUCUCCCCACCGUCCCUCCGGCCUGUCGUUUGUCCUCCGCUACCCUAACUGCGGUUACUAGAGGUCCCCCCCCCCCCCCCCCCUGGGCUACCUUGGAUGGAAUCACUGCCUGGCUGGCCACGGGAGCAGCUAUCGGACAUACCGUGACCCUGGACUGAAGGCGGAGCGGUGCUAUAAAUGUACUCAGUUCCCAGGGUGUUUUUAAGGCGACUUCUCCUCGAGUUCCUUCAAUCGGAACUCGCUGCGAUGAGGACUACGGUACGGAAGAACAACGAUAAUAGUCAUAUGUCUAAUCAAUCGUUUGUGGGGUAACAACGAUGGUAUCAAUGUUGUGUUGCGAGAUGCAGCUGCUGUGUUUCCGUUUGUGAUAAGAGAUUCAGACGUUUUCUUAUCAAAAGCGGGUCCCAAUCAUGACUUGAGUGCUUGUGAAAGCAGAUAAUUAGCGUGCCAAUAGUCGCUCGGAUAGUGUGAUUGUACGACCUGAACAGUUACAGAUGUCGCCCGAAUAUCUUAUGAGACAUCUGUCGAGAGGAGAUCAGAUCGUGUCCUGUGAUUAUUCUACGUGUCUUACCGCACGAGCUAUAGGAAAUUGGAGUUUCCUGCUAAUUGAGUUCCCCUCGCCUACUUCCCAUUGUGAUUUGGUGUGGUCCUAUAAGUGAUUAAACAGCCUCGCUUGAAGAAGAUCAACUUGUCUAAUUCCUAUUUAUAAAUGCAUGCCAUAUGUUUCCCGUAAGCUUCGGUUUUAGCUUCUGCAUUCCCGUGUGAUCCGUUGACAGUUUCUUUACUUUGCUGACGGUAUGCGACAGGAGAGUCUCUUGAAGAGCAUACUAUCAGUGACUACUGCUAGCUAAUUCGGCUGAUUAGCUUGCUUAUUGUGUCGUUAUUUUACCAUGCCUUUGAAUGCUGAUAGGCAGAGAGAUUCUGGAGAAUCAGUGCCUUCGUUUGAGCCGGGUCCGUUGAAGGGCGAGGCGCGGCCACCGGUAAGUCGAUCUCAGGCGCACACUUGUACUCCUGGUGCUUCUCUUGCCUUCGCACGUGUGUUUUGUGGCGUAUGCGCCGCCGUGCGUGCCCCUGUCGCCUUCACUUGUAGGGACUCGGUGAUUUUGUGUUACUCGAUAUUGUGGGCUUCAUUGUGUACACUAACUGAAUACAGAAAUGAUUCAGGACGCAAUA
Messenger RNA from Amphibalanus amphitrite, 2318 nucleotides. RefSeq names its product solute carrier family 66 member 2-like. The transcript has 6 exons. The coding region runs from base 139 to 948 and encodes 269 amino acids. Lineage: Eukaryota; Metazoa; Arthropoda; Thecostraca; Balanomorpha; Balanidae. The record is from RefSeq and is a predicted model, not a curated record. Gene Ontology annotation, cellular component: endosome; trans-Golgi network. Gene Ontology annotation, biological process: retrograde transport, endosome to Golgi; phospholipid translocation.